AUGUGGCGGCUGGGCGCGGCCCGGGCGCGGCCCGCAGCGCUGAGAGGGGCCCGGGGACGGCGGGGAGGAGGAGGCGGCCUGGCCCUGCGAUGCCGGCCCGGUACCGGCGGCUGUGGGUCGGCGGGGGGAGGAGAUAAACAUCUGAUCAAAGAAGAUGAUAGAAAGACAGUUAUAUGUAUCGAGGGGAACAUUGCAAGUGGGAAAACAACAUGCCUGGAUUAUUUUGCACAAACUACCAGCAUUGAGGUUUUGACAGAACCGGUGUCUAAGUGGAGGAAUGUUCGUGGUCAUAAUAUCCUGGGCUUAAUGUACCAAGAUGCAUCAAGAUGGGGGAUAACAUUACAGACUUACAUACAGCUUACCAUGUUGGAGCAGCAUACCAGACCAAUGAUUUCCCCCAUCCGAAUGAUGGAGCGAUCAAUUCACAGUGCAAAAUACAUUUUUGUAGAAAAUUUGUAUCGAAGUGGAAAAAUGCCAGAGGUGGAUUAUGUCGUCCUAACCGAAUGGUUUGACUGGAUCCAGAACAACACGGAUGUUUCGGUUGAUUUGAUAGUUUAUCUGCAGACAUCUCCUGAAGUCUGUUAUGAGAGGUUAAAAAGAAGAUGCAGAGAAGAGGAAAAGAUCAUUCCUCUGGAGUAUUUAGAAGCUAUUCAUCAGCUCUACGAAGAGUGGCUCAUUAAACAUACACUGUUUAAAGUUUCCUGCCCAGUGCUUGUUAUUGGAGCUGAUCAUGACGUACAGAAAAUGAUAGAAAAGUACGAAGAAAACCGGGACCAAAUUCUAAACCCAUAUAACAUGCAACACCAUUUAUAGAAGUCUGCGGUUGUUGUAUUUUAAAAAAAUGUUUAUGAAGUCUUAUUUGUUGAGUAUUUUUAGUAUUUCUAAAUACAAGGUUUUUUGCUUUUGAA
Molecule: messenger RNA, 908 nt
Organism: Chroicocephalus ridibundus (black-headed gull)
Lineage: Eukaryota; Metazoa; Chordata; Aves; Charadriiformes; Laridae
Gene: TK2
Product: thymidine kinase 2
Exons: 10
Coding region: 1-813 (270 amino acids)
Biological process (GO): nucleobase-containing compound metabolic process
Cellular component (GO): cytoplasm
Molecular function (GO): deoxynucleoside kinase activity; ATP binding
Source: RefSeq, a predicted model, not a curated record